Messenger RNA from Cololabis saira (Pacific saury), 1019 nucleotides. RefSeq lists its product as uncharacterized. Lineage: Eukaryota; Metazoa; Chordata; Actinopteri; Beloniformes; Belonidae. The coding region runs from base 102 to 1019 and encodes 305 amino acids. The record is from RefSeq and is a predicted model, not a curated record. The transcript has 5 exons.
UAAAAUAGCUCGGGGGGAAUCCAGCUCACUCAGCCGGAGACUACAGCACAGAUUCAGCUCAGGAAGACCGACGGGGACAAGACAAGACCUCAGGGACCGAGAUGUUCCCCAAAAAGGAGGAGAAGCGGUCGUUUGGAAACGGGGCUCUGCGGGACAAGUGGGAGCAGCGAGCUCAGGUGGAGGCGGAUCAGUGCAAGCAGCAGGCGCAGUUCAAGGAGAAGAGCUCCGUCAAACUUCUCUUCUCCAAAUGGAACUACCACUGGUCCGUCCAGGCGAAGGGCGGCAACGACAUCUCCGACUUCCGGAAGCUGGCGAGCAAAGAGGCCGAUGAUCCGGUUCCGAGGGUCCGUUUCAAGGUGGUGCCGCCGCCCCCCCGCCCCCGACCCGAGCCCGCGACUCCGCCGCCCCGGAGGGAGGCGUCGGACCCCCAACCCCGCCGGCCCCGGCGGACCGUGGAGGUGGACGUGUUCCGGCUCUGCUGGCGCGAGUCCUGGAAGUGUCUCAAGCCCCCCAAGUACUUGUACCUCAAAGAACCCGAAGAGCCGCGCCGCCGCAGCGCCGAGGCCAAGGCGCCGCCGGGGUUCGACACCGCCCUGCAGGUGACGCGCGACGAAAAGUACAAAGUAAAGUACUGCGGAGUGGAACCGGCACAUCUGGUUUAUCAAUGGAAUCAGUCCUGGAAGCAGGUGAAGAGUCCAGCUCAGCUGCUCAUUGGUUCCCAGGAGACCCAGUUCCAGUGGGAACUUCUCUUCCUCCCGGAACCGUCCGGCCAGGAGAAGGUCCAGCAGGAAUACGCUCUCCCUCGCUGGGCGGGAACCUGGAAGUGGAUGAACUUCCCGUUCCGGCAGCAGAAGCAGCAGUGGGACCGGGGCUGGCCCGAGGUUUACCGGCCGCAGAGCCGGGCCGACCACCGGGGCUGGCCCGAGGUUUACCGGCGGCAGAGCCGGGUGGUGUCGUCCCUCCGUAGGGAGACGGAGAACUCCGCCCCCCCCGGAGGCCCCGCCCACCUCAGACGAUGA